Molecule: messenger RNA, 516 nt
Organism: Hypoxylon fragiforme
Lineage: Eukaryota; Fungi; Ascomycota; Sordariomycetes; Xylariales; Hypoxylaceae
Exons: 2
Coding region: 1-516 (171 amino acids)
Source: RefSeq, a predicted model, not a curated record
AUGAAGGCUGCUAAUAUCCGAACAGCUUUGCUGUCCUUUCUAGAUAUUUCUGUCCCCAAAUUGCAUUUAGCCGAGAACCAUGCCCAAGACUCAAAACGUCACAUGGGCAAUGACGAUAUUCGGCCGAGGACUCACCCACAACUCGACACAUCAAAACCAAAAGAGAAACCAAAUAUGCGACCAACAAUCUCCCUACCCAUAGCAACUCUCACCAUUCUCCCCCACCUAACCACCUCCGCACCCCUAAACCACCACCACUACGGGCUCUCCGAGACCUACAUACAAGCGUUCGGGUCGAACAUCGUCGCCAACGACACCGCCACCACCCCCUCAUCACCCUCGGCAACAACAGGAUCGGACCCGGACUGCAAGCCAUUCGUGAUGCCGCGGGUCCCGGCCGAGUGCGUGAUGAAGCAGGGGGACCUCGCGUGCCAUGGGUACUCGUUGUACUGCAGGUACCCGACGGAUUGGGGGGUUGGGUACGAGCAAGUUGGGGAGUGCUGGACUUGUAAGUGA